Messenger RNA from Desarmillaria tabescens, 784 nucleotides. RefSeq lists its product as uncharacterized. The transcript has a single exon. Bases 1 to 762 code for a protein of 253 amino acids. The record is from RefSeq and is a predicted model, not a curated record. Lineage: Eukaryota; Fungi; Basidiomycota; Agaricomycetes; Agaricales; Physalacriaceae.
AUGUGCCGCCUGCAUGGUCAUUGGCAAGUUGGGGCUGUCCGCGAAGAGCUAAGGGUGCUGGAUCUCGAAAGUGAUGGUGUAAUACUCAUAGAGUGCUUGAGGAGGGCUAAUACAUGGGUGCAGAUUGAAGAAAGGUGGGACAUUUGCCGAAUGUAUCUGCAUCUAGGUGUGGCCUGGUUGUUCGCUGCUUGUCUGUUGCCAGUUUUGCAGGUUAUGCCCCGCUUUAGGGCGUAUCGGAAUUUGAACGAGGUAUAUUGCAUACAGAAGCUACAGGAAUUUUACUUCAGUCUAGGUGCCUAUGCACCUAGUGACGAAGACGCUACUGCCAGCUCGAACCCGCCUGUUGUAGUACAUCGGAACACUAACGCAGCCCACGACGUCAGUACGACACAGCCGAAAAGAGCUGUGACUCUACGCACCUCGCUUCCCCAUCACCCAGCAGGUCUCACUGAGUCAUCCACCUAUUCCUCUGAAUUGUCCACCCCCAAAAAUCCGAGUUAUCCACUCCAAAAUCUGAAACGAGACCCUUUCAGAGUUCGAGCGCACAUGUUGAAGGGCAAGGCUGGUCCUCUGUGUCCGAUAACGAGGCAUUCCGAAGGGACAAAGGGAACGGACUUUGCCACGGGCAAGCCUCGGAAUCGAGAGAGUGGGGGCUUGGUGGAAAGAGGACGACACUCAGCGCCGGUUAUCGGUCCGAUGCCUACCGGUCCGAUCCCCGAUUCUUUCCGAGAUAAGGAGGAAACGACAGAGGGCCCUACAUAGAUGGAUAACGACCAUCCUCCUG